UUUUGCUUGUCCCUUUACAUAGUUACCGUGUUGUAAACGAAGUGGCAGUUUAUUUUUUUUACAGCUCCGUGAGCCAUAAACUUUGAAUUUAUCGAAUUGAGCUUCUAAUGAAGACCCGUUCAACGCUACGCUAGCUUUCACCAUUAUUUUCUCGUGCAAGUGGAACUCAAGCUACGUUCUUGUGUGGUGUCAUUUGUCAACGUUGGGAAUUGAGGUUAUCAAGUAUAAAGGGGCUGGGUGACGUCGCCAUGGCUGCCUCCGUGCUGAAGCACUCGCUUUACUGGGAUGAAACUGAAUGCCUCAGUUUUUAUGGGAUGCUCUCUCUCCAUGAGGUCUUUGAAGUCGUCGGGUCUCAGCUGACGGACACUGACGUCGAUGUCCUUUCCUUCCUUGUGAGUGAAACCUGCACUUCUGUUCAUCCUUUGGACCCUGCCAGCUGGACGGUGCAACCCAACGAGGAAGACCCACUAGACGCUGGCGAGGUCCCGAGUCCCAAGCUACUGUCGGCAUGGAAGCGCUUACAGUCACGUGGCUCCCCGCAGCCCACAGUUCCCUGGUGCAAGCCCAAGAAUGGCCUGGAGUUGCUGUUGGAACUGGAGAGGCGAGGCUACAUCAGCGAAGGCAACUUGGAUCCGCUACUGAAGCUCCUCAGAGUCCUGACCCGGCAUGACCUUCUCCCUCUUGUGUCCCACAAGAAGAGGAGAACAGUGUCUCCAGAAAGGACCGGGAAAAAAUAUGGGGUAGAACACACCCAGGUCUCAUCUCCAUCUGGCUUGAGGACCACCUCCUAUACACAAGCAGAAAUGCCUCUUCCUUCCCUCACGUACCGUGUCAGAACAGAGUCUGACCUGAUUGCGCAUGGACCGCCAGUGAGGAAGCGGCGAAGGAAGAGAGGGAACGGUUGGACUCGCAAGCCUAAGAAGGCCAAAAAACUGCCACCAGCACUGCCACAGAAAGCAUCCUGCAUUCUAAACAGACCAACAAAACUAUCCUCACACACAGUCAGAGGGAGAAUGCUUAGUGCUCAAAACUGCACAAAGCAUGACAGAGAGUUUCUUUUACUCUUUUGGCUCUGUUGGUCAGUCAUUGAGCAGAAAUGAAGAUCGAUUAAGUUGACGUUCUGCGGGCCAAGCGAACUCCUUGUAAAUGGGUACUUGAACUUUUUUUUUUUUCCUUAGUCAAGAUAUGGACUUAGUCAACUGGGGGAAAAAAAGUCCUAUGUAUGAAGUGAUAUGAUGUAACGAGCUGAAGGCGUAACCCUCAACAUUUCUUUGAUGUGCACAUGGUCCCCAGCUGUGAAUUAGUAAAAUGGGUGUUCUUUGCAUAUCCUCCCAAGAAGUCAAAGGGGGGAAGACUUCUUAUGUGCCAAUAACGUAAAAACCUCUAUUUACCAAAUGGCAUUCACAAAUGUGUGUUUCAGCAUUCGUGACUUUACUUUCAGUUUUGUUUUUUUUUUUUUUUCCACAUACAACAAUUUUGGUUAAAUUCAUGCUUUAGUCAUGUCUGGGGAUUUUUGCGUAGUCUUUUACACUCUGAAAAAAAUAAAAAUAUUCCACAAUUCACAACAUGGUCCUCAGGAAGCUGCAUCAAACAGAUUCUCUGGAGGCUAUGGCAAUCCCAGAAGUGAGUUUAUUCAUUUAUUUUUCAUUGGAGUAUUUUUGCAGCUCUUACUGUUAAAAAACUUUGUCAUGUAAAUUAGUGUUUUGUUUUUUUAAGUACAAGGUAUUGUUCUAUUCUUAGUCUCAUUUUACUAUCGUAAAUGCAAAGUGUCAUUUCUUGAAAGUUUCCUGUCAUAGGCCAAUCGACAAUUUGAAUCAUUCAAUGUGCGUGUAUUAUCAGAUUUAGUUACGCCAAGCAAACUGAACCAAUUUGGUGGCAUGGCCCUGAAUUCCAUUCGUUCAGGUGGUCGACAACAUCCUAGAAUGGGUUGUUUGAUUUUUGAGGUUCCGUUAUACUGUGAAUUUUUGUGUGAACCUCAGAAACCUUCCAUAGGUUUUCAUAAUGUUUUCUUGGAUGGUGUGUUCAAGAAGAAACAUUAAAUGAAUCAAUUUGAAAGUGGGUGCACUCUUUUAUAACAUUCUUUUGCCCUAACGACAUUUUAUCCAGGUCUUCAAUCUCUUCCUAAAAACCUCACAUCCUUAGGGGUGGCACUUACGGUAAAACACUUCCUUCUCAUUAUUUGUGAAUGUGAUGUUUAUUUUGUAUAAAUCCAUUUUAAAAUCGCUCUAUCAUUUGUUGCGACUGGUGCCUCCGAUCCAUCACUAUGGUAAAUCUUAACCAGAUCAAAUGGUCAUGAAUACUGGAAUGCAGAAUGAAAACUACCAAAUGUAUCUGAAGGCAAAGUUCUUGUUAUAUAGUCUAGAAAACAUCCCACGUUCAUUCUAAUUACUUUCACUGUGAGUGCACUUUUUUGUUUUUGUCAGUCAAAUUAAAGCUCUCAUUAAAACACGUUGCCCUUUUGCAAAUGUUGAGAUCCGAUAAUCGAUGUUUUAAUUCAACAUUUGCCUUUCUAAUGUCAGCAUUUUGCAAACCUUUCCCCACUCAAGUGUUGCACAGCUCCCUGCAGCCCAAUGUAGACAAAUAUCACUUGUGUUGACUUUCAAUAGGAGGGCAAUAAAUAAAUGGAUUCAAUUAUUUUCUCCUCAAACAUUUGAAUAUAUUGUAAUGUUUUUCCACUGUAAGAAGCGCAGAGGACUGCACAUUCAUGAGUAAUCUUUCUGGUGGGAAAAGGUUCUAUGAGUACUGUUGUUCCAAACUAAAGAGAGCUUUUGAGGGGGCGAGAUGAGUUUCUGUUGCAGCCAAAGUCGUCAAGCAGCCGGUUUCCACUUCCCAGUUCUGCAAUAGUGACACGGGGGGACGCCCUGUCAGCGGCGCUCUUGCUCAGUACAGUAUGUAUCCUCUGAUCUUCCUCGCUGUGCUGUUGCAUGACCGCCAAUCCUGUUACAGCAAUUUCAUCGUUUCACACUGAACCCCCUCAGAAAACAAAAAAAAAAAAACAGACUUCCUGGGCAUCACACUACUAAGCUUCCACUGGGAAUAUUGCUGAGUGUGCAGCUGACACAAUGUACAAGUCGACCGGUUCCAUGGCAGCCGUAUUUAUCAUUCCCACUGCACUAAAAUGGCCACUUUCCUCUCAGUGACUGCAUCUAUUUUUAUGGGUCCUUGGCAACGUUUGUGCUGCUUUUACCAAAAACUCAAUCAGGAAUGAACAUGUAUACGUUCCAGUCCAGUUAGUGUUCGGCUUAUUUGACCACAAACUCCUUUUUGAGAAACUGCUCUUCAAUCGCUUUUGUGAUUUGCUGUUGUGAUUCAUCAAUUAAGGCGUUCAUUUUUCACUGCACGCUACCUACUUGGCUCUGCUCUCACGCGACGCUUUUUCACUUUCGAAACCAUGUACCAUUUGUGAUAUCCAGCCAUGUUUAUGUGUGGACACGAACGACAAGGUGUUAAAUUUAACACUCACUUCUCCGACCCUGUGAGAAAUGACCUUCCCCACAAGUACUUUUUUUCAUCAUACAGUACACUGCUGUUCAAAAGUUUUUAAAAACACUUCAAAUCUAUGCAGUUACAUUUCUCAUUUCACUCAGAAAUGAAAGCACAGAACAAACGACUUCAAAAGGAAGUCAUGGAAUCAAUCUACGAAUGAUAAUGUAUUCUCAAUCCUUGACUCAUUGACUCACCUUGGGCGAAUAUAACCUGAACACACUUGUGGUGUUGGCUCAAAAAUGGAAAUCAAAUAUUCUUCAGAAAGUUCUUCCCAACUCUGUUGCGUGAGUUCCCAUAACUGUGGCUAUUCAUUGGAUUUAAACAUACUGCAGCGACCCGUAAUCGUGGUGCCCAUGUCUCUUCUUGGAUUAAAAAUGUGUGUGAAUUCCAACACCCUAUUCUCAAGUCUCCUGUGCUGAAAGCAAUUCUUACAUUUAGUUCUACGAUCUAAAUUUCCCCAUCUCAAUUUGAAAUCGCACUGCUGGACUUGACACCUAAAGCUCUUUUUUUUU
Syngnathoides biaculeatus (alligator pipefish) is the source of this 3998-nucleotide messenger RNA. It is a transcript of the gene dedd2, whose product is annotated as death effector domain-containing 1. Gene Ontology annotation, cellular component: nucleolus. Lineage: Eukaryota; Metazoa; Chordata; Actinopteri; Syngnathiformes; Syngnathidae. The record is from RefSeq and is a predicted model, not a curated record. The transcript has 6 exons. Gene Ontology annotation, biological process: regulation of apoptotic process; extrinsic apoptotic signaling pathway via death domain receptors; apoptotic process. The coding region runs from base 249 to 1100 and encodes 283 amino acids. Gene Ontology annotation, molecular function: protein binding; DNA binding.